Messenger RNA from Funneliformis mosseae, 774 nucleotides. The record is from the annotation of a GenBank genome assembly. NCBI's taxonomy places the organism in Eukaryota, Fungi, Glomeromycota, Glomeromycetes, Glomerales, Glomeraceae.
AUGUCGAAGAAAGUUAUUGUAACUGACAUCUCUGAAAAAGCUUCAGAAAAAACUGUCAAAGACUUCUUUCUAUUUUGCGGUAAAAUCAAAGAAUUUGAGCUUAUAAAGGAAGAAAGCAGCGAUAAACAAAUCGCUUAUAUCACGUUCGAAAAAGACACCGCUGCUAAAACAGCGCUCAUGCUCACAAAUGCAGUCAUUUGCGAUAGUCAAAUUACGGUAAAAUCUGCUGAUGAUGCCUCGUUUGGCGAUGAUAUAGAUGAUUCGUCAUGCACACAAGGACAGGAAGAAAAACCAAAAGCUAUUAUCUUCGCAGAAAUUUUAGCUGCCGGAUAUAUAUUACAAGACGCUAUCAUUGAGCGGGGCAUUGAAUUUGAUCUUAAAUAUGGUGUCAGCAAUUGUAUUAAACAGUACUUGGCUCAACUUCAAGCCAAUCGUACGUUAAAUUUAGAUUUUGUCAAAACUAUUGAUGAAAAAUAUUGUUUAUCACAUACCGUGACUUCUCGUGCAACUGACCUUGGCAAUAAAUUUGCGGUUUAUGAAGGUGCUAAAUAUGUAAUUAACCAAGCCCAAGAUAAGGCACACCACUUUCUUGGAACACCCACCGGAAGAAUGAUUUACGAAUAUUUUUACACUACACAACAAAAGGUUGCCGACGUUCAAGUUAUGGCAAGAAAGAUCGCUGAUGAGAAGAAGAACGACCGAAACUACAACCCCGUUCCUUCUCAUUCACAUUCAGAUGUUUCAGCCUCUAAUUCACCCAUCUCUGCUCAAUAA